Messenger RNA from Aspergillus fijiensis CBS 313.89, 801 nucleotides. RefSeq lists its product as uncharacterized. NCBI's taxonomy places the organism in Eukaryota, Fungi, Ascomycota, Eurotiomycetes, Eurotiales, Aspergillaceae. The record is from RefSeq and is a predicted model, not a curated record. Gene Ontology annotation, molecular function: serine-type endopeptidase inhibitor activity. The transcript has a single exon. The coding region runs from base 94 to 801 and encodes 235 amino acids.
ACAUACUAUUCUGAAGCACAACAAAUUGCUCCUUCCAGUUCAUCUCAACCAGCGCACAACCCUCUGGAGAAAGGCGGUUCUUCAGCAGCGGAGAUGUCGACACGAAACCCCAAAGACCGUGCUGUCAUCAGCACAAUCAAUAAGCUGGGCUGGGACCUGUUGAUCCAGUUCCGCACCAACGACAACGCCCCUUACAGCAACAGCACCCUUGUCAGCGGUCUCUCCACCUUCUCGGCCCUUACUAUGCUCGCCGGUGCAGCAGUUGAUCCCAAGCAACGCGAGAUGUGCGCUAAAUUCGGCGCCGGCAGCCUCCGCGACCUGCAAGCCACUUACCCGAGGAUGCGCCGCAUGCUCGAAUCCGACAAUGUGUUCCACUCGGCCAACGGGCUCGUGGCUGAAACUCAAGUCUGCCUCUCUCCACAAUACCAAGAUUAUCUGAGAGGGCUCAAGGUGGACGCUAAUCUACACUUCCGAGACCUGGCCGACAGCGUGGCUGAGAUCAACAAGUGGAUCUCUCGGACAACCAACCGCAGGAUCCCGUCGUUGCUGACAGCAGACGACCUGCGCGGCUCGGUCGUAGCUCUCAUCAACGCCCUGAUCUUCGCCGCCGCGUGGGCCGAGCCGUUCCAUCCGCGCGACACAGUCCGCUGUGCCCCUUUCUACCCCACGACAAAGAACGGGCUGAAAGCAACUGCCACAGUGGAUAUGAUGUAUAAGCACGGGAAGGAGGUGCUCGUCUACCAGGGCGAACGGUACACAGCCGUCCGCCUGCCCUACCACUGCACACCGCCAUCGGAGUGA